UUCAAUUUGCAUACAAUAGCCUUAGUCUUCAACCGAAUGAUUUAAUCAGAUGUCCUUGUACUAAAUGUUUUAAUUUACCAUUGAUGACUCGGGAAAUGGUAUGGGACCAUCUUACUAAGUAUGGUUUUAUGAAUGCUUAUUCUGUUUGGUGGGCAUAUGGUGAGACAUUUGUGAAUUCAGCAGAUCCAUGGUCUGCUACUAAUCUGGGAGAAUCAUCACAUAGCCAAGAUACACACCAUGAUGAAAGGAAUGAUUCUUGUGAAAUGGUGUAUGAUGCAUUUUGUCCAGAGGAUGAUGAUAAUCGGGAAAUGGAAGGUAAUUUCCCCAAUCAACAUCUGGACGAGGAACCAAAUAAUCAAGCAAAGGCAUUUUAUGACUUGCUUCAUGCAUCUACAAUUCCACUUGGUAGUGCUAAAAGAAAUGAGACAGUGCUUAGCUGGCUUUCUUAUAUGUUGCAUACAAAUACUGCAAAUAAUAUAAUUGCUAAUGGUUUUAAUGUCACUCUUAAAGGAUGUAGAAGGUUGUUAAGUGCUGAAGAUCAAGACAAAGUUCCUUUAAACUUUUAUGAAGUAAAACAAUAUAUGAAGGGGCUUGGGUUAGGUUAUCUAAAAAUUGAUGCUUGUGUUAACAACUGCUUUUUAUACUAUGGGAAGCAUACGAAAACAUUGACUACAUGUCCAAUUUGUGGAGAAGCGAGGUAUAAACAGAGAAAUCCAGGGAGGAAUAGACAAAAGGACAUUCUGAGGAAUUCUCUUUGGUACUUACCAAUAAUACCUCACCUUCAAAGGCUAUACAUGUCUCGAAAAAUAGCUGAGCACAUGACAUGGCAUUUGAAAUGUUAUGGUGAUACAGAUGAGGUCAUUCAUCCAGCACAAUCAGAAGCAUCGAGACAUUUUGAUCAAAUGCAUCCUUCUUUUAAAAGAGAACCUCGUAAUGUUCGAUUAGGUCUUGCUACUGAUGGUUUCAACCCAUGGGUUUAUUCUUCAACCUCCUACUCUUGUUGGCCAGUUUUUUUAAUUGUUUAUAAUUUGCCACCAGAGAUGUGCAUGCGACUACAGUUUACUUUUCUUACAUUGGUCAUUGUUGGUCUAAAAAGCCCAGGCAAAAAUAUCGAUGUUUUCCUUCGAACUUUAAUUGAAGACUUGAAAAUGUUAUGGUCGACUGGUGUAGAAACAUAUGAUAGUUAUUGUAAGCAAAACUUCAUAAUGCAGGCUAUGUUGAUGUGGACCAUAAUUGAUUUUCCGGGUUAUGGUAUGGUGGCUGGUUGGAGCACUCAUGGCCAAUUGUCAUGUCCUUACUGUAUAGAGAUGACACAAUCUUUUUAUCUUCAAAAUGGUCGGAAACCAUGUUUUUUUUAUUGUCAUCGUCAGUUUUUACCAGAAUCACAUUCUUUCAAAUUUGAUCAAAGUAAUUUCUUGAAGGGUCGGGUUGAAUUAAGCAGUCCCCCUCCUCGAUUGGAUGGUGUUGCAAUGCGUCACCGAGUUGAAAACCUUCCUGAUGUGUUGUUUGGGAAACCCUUUGAAAACCAAACAAUUGACGGUUUUGGGAACAUCUAUAAUUGGGUGAAAAGGUGCAUUUUUUGGGAACUUCCUUAUUGGCAUGAUAAUCUUAUUCAACAUAAUCUUGAUGUAAUAUACUAUGAGAAAAAUGUCUUUGAUAAUAUAAUACACACUGUUAUAAAUGACAAUAAGACAAAAGACAAUGGGAAAGCAAGAUUGGAUUUAGCCAUUUAUUGUGACCGAAGAAACUGCACAUGGGAUAUAAUACGCAUGUUGCGCUUUCCAGAUGGGUUUGCUUCCAACAUAUCAAGAUGUGUCAACUUGAAUGAGUCUAGAAUUGUUGAUGUCAAUCCAAGGUUUAAACUUUCAACGGGGGAGCCAUUUUGCCUUGCUAGUCAAGCACAACAAGUUUAUUAUACUCCAUAUCCGACAGCCACGGAUAAAACUACCCGGGGAUGGUUGGCAACAUGUAAAAUCAAAUCUAGACAUCUAAUUGAGACCUCAUCUACCUCAUCUUUAGGAAAGGUUGAUGAUAUUUUUCAAGAUGAUGACCCCUCCAUAAUGCAAGGCUCUUCAUUAGCUAUAGAUUUAACUGCAUACCAGUCACUUCAACUAUGUGCAGAAGGUGUUACAGAAGUUGAGGUUGAUGCUAAUACAUCUGAAGAAGAUGAGGACUAUGGAGAAGAAAAAGAUUCAGAAAAAGAUUCAGAAUCCUCAGGAAAUAGUGAUAAUGUUGAGGAUGGUGAUGAUAGCGAUGAUAGUGAUGAUAGCGAUGAUAGUGAUGAUUAAUUGAAACAUUUGUAUUAUUACUUAUUAAAUAUAUGUAUUAAAAUUUCUUUGUCUUACAUAUGUUGUUUUAUCAAGUUAUAUAUUUUUCAUUUAAAAUAGAAUCAUUGUAUGAUUGUUCUAAAUUUGUUACUUAUUAUUUGUAUAAAUGUAUUAAUAACUAUUUUGUUAUUCA
Molecule: messenger RNA, 2460 nt
Organism: Rubroshorea leprosula
Lineage: Eukaryota; Viridiplantae; Streptophyta; Magnoliopsida; Malvales; Dipterocarpaceae
Source: the annotation of a GenBank genome assembly